Messenger RNA from Penicillium digitatum Pd1, 1590 nucleotides. NCBI's taxonomy places the organism in Eukaryota, Fungi, Ascomycota, Eurotiomycetes, Eurotiales, Aspergillaceae. The record is from RefSeq and is a predicted model, not a curated record.
AUGGGGGCCAAUCCCAUAAGUAACUCUGGUAACUCUGUUCCAGAUGACCGUUUGACUGCUCUCCUCCCAUCAGAUGGCAUUCCUUGGUGGAAGCAGCGGCAUCUUCUACGUCUUAACCUCAUCAUCAUCUCUUUGGUGUUGUACUCAUCGGCCAACGGAUAUGAUGGAUCCUUGAUGAAUGGUCUUGAAGCCCUCGACCAGUGGAAAGAUUUCAUGGACCAUCCAACCGGCGCUUGGCUUGGAUGGAUCAAUGCAAUCUACUGGCUCGGAUGUGGUGUUGGAUACCCAUCUGCUGCUUGGAUUGCCAAUCGCUACGGACGUAAGCCAGGAGUUUACGUGGGAUAUAGCUUCCUUGCUCUCGGCACAGCCCUCCAGACAGCGGCCCCAAAUGACAAGGCAUUCUUACUAGCCCGUCUGUUCUUGGGGGUUGCCUCUGCACUAUUCGGAAACGCUGUUCCCCUCCUGAUCAACGAAAUUGCCUACCCGACCCACCGUGGGAUCCUCAAUUGUCUCUUCAUGUCGGGAUGGUACGUUGGUGGAACAGUCGCGGCUUGGGUGGUCUUUGCUUCACGGACAUACUCAUCUCACUGGUCCUGGCGACUUCCAUCACUCCUGCAAGCGCUGGUGCCGCUUGUUGCUUUGCCCGGAUUUUUCUUCGCCCCCGAGAGCCCUCGGUGGUUGGUUUCGGUUGACCGGGAAGAGGAAGCGCGUAAAAUACUUAUAAAAUACCAUGCUGCGGGCGAUGCUUCCUCGCCUUUGGUCAACUACGAAUUCCAGGAGAUCCUCUCCACUAUCAGGGCAGAGAGGGAGGCAAGCAAUAACGGUUCCUAUGCAGAGAUGUUCAAGACACCUGGUAAUCGUCGUCGCUUGAUGAUUUCUAUCACCUUGGGAAUGUUUGCCCAAUGGGUUGGUAACGGUGUGAUUUCAUACUACCUUGCCCUAAUCUUGACAUCCAUUGGAAUGACCAAAGUUCGAGACCAGACUCUCAUUUCCGCCUGCCUUCAGAUGUGGGACCUGGUAUUCGCUGCAAUUGGAGCCGUUUUGAUUGAUCGGCUAGGACGCCGCCCACUUUUCAUGGCCUCGGCCGUGAUCAUGUUGGUGAGUUAUGUGCUUGUCACAGCUCUUUCAGGGUCCUUCGCGACGACAGGCGAUUCUGCAACCGGUGCUGCCGUCAUCCCUUUCCUGUUCAUUUUCUUCGCAGGAUAUUGUGUUGCGCUUCCAUCUGUUGCCAGGACUCCCUUCCUCACCUCCUAUCCCUGCGAAAUCUGGCCCUUCCGCCUCCGAUCCCGCGGUCUCACCGUUACAUGGCUUGCCACGAUUGUUGGCAUGUUUUUCAACACCUUCGUCAAUCCCAUUGCAUUGGAUGCCAUUGCAUGGAAAUACUACAUCGUGUUCAUUGUGGUGCUCAUCGUAUUCGGUAUUACGGCAUACUUUUUCUACCCCGAAACCAAAGGCUACUCGCUGGAACAAAUCGCCGUGAUCUUCGACGGCCCAGAUGCUCUGGUGGGAAGUGGUGCGGAAAAGACUCCGGUGGGUAUUCUCGAUGAUUCAAAGACUGGCUCGUCGACCGUUCAUAACGAAAUGGCUUAA